AUGUCUGUUACUCUACACACCUCUCACGGUGACCUCAAAAUUGAAGUAUUCUGUGAGGCUGUUCCAAAAGCCGCUGAGGCAUGUUCUACUCCAUCUCCAUCACCAGCCACACUGACAUUCAGAGCGCAACAGAAUUUUCUGGCCCUCUGUGCUUCUGGAUACUAUGAUGGUUGCAUAUUUCACCGAAACAUUCGCGGUUUCAUGAUUCAGACAGGUGAUCCCACUGGCACAGGCAAGGGCGGCCAAAGCAUUUGGGGCGCGCCUUUCUCUGACGAAAUUAGGUCAACCCUCAAGUUUAAUAACCGAGGCGUUGUCGCGAUGGCCAAUUCAGGGAAUGCUACUGACUCAAACAAAUCCCAGUUCUUUAUCACUUACGCGAAGCAGCCCCACCUCGACGGCAAACACACCAUCUUUGGUAAAGUGAUUGACGGUGCAGACUCGACACUGGAUUCUAUGGAACGUGUUCCAGUCACCAACAAAAAUCGACCUUUAAAUGAGAUUAAACUGACUGGAGUGACAAUUCAUUCCAACCCCAUCGCAGACGCUGAGCUGGCUGGUCGACGAUGA
This is a messenger RNA of Psilocybe cubensis, 567 nucleotides long. RefSeq lists its product as uncharacterized. Gene Ontology annotation, cellular component: catalytic step 2 spliceosome. Gene Ontology annotation, biological process: protein peptidyl-prolyl isomerization; protein folding. Bases 1 to 567 code for a protein of 188 amino acids. Lineage: Eukaryota; Fungi; Basidiomycota; Agaricomycetes; Agaricales; Agrocybaceae. The transcript is spliced from 5 exons. The record is from RefSeq and is a predicted model, not a curated record. Gene Ontology annotation, molecular function: peptidyl-prolyl cis-trans isomerase activity.